GUGAUUUGGAACACCUCAGACCACUUUAGUCCAUGUUUUUCUUUCUUUUCUUUUCUAUUUUUUUCUUUUAUCUCUCAGGAAUUUUGGGUAUUAGAAAUAGCUCCAGAAACCGUGUGCUGUCAGAGGAAGGCAGAACAGUUUCAUGCUUCACAAGAUCCAUGACUGCUGCAGUCCUUUCAUCAUGCCUGUCCCUGCUGGCAUUUUUAUUAUGGGUAGUGUGUGAGGUUGUGCUGGGUACAUCUCAGGAGGAGAGGUGUGUGUAUCUGGACCAUGCACGGCAUAUCGACGCUGUGGGUCUCUCUCAGGAUGGAGAUGUGGUCAUCGGAUCACUCAUCAAUUUCUACAUGCAGCCACCAGCACUUGACAUGAGCUUCACCAAAGAACCGCACCUUCAGCCCUGCUAUGAGUUUCAGGAGAGUCCUGUGCAGUGGGCUCAGGCUCUUGUCUUUGCUGUGGAGGAGAUUAACAGAAAUCCUUUAUUGCUCCCGGGGGUUCGACUGGGCUACCGUAUCAUGGAUAGCUGCUCACGCUACCCACACAGCCUAAGAGCAGUCAUGUCUAUGAUCAGUGGUGGAAAUGGCUCCUGUGAUACCUCCCGACCUGCCAAACUGAUCAUCGGAGACUCUGCUUCCACACAGUGUAUGAUCCUGUCCAGAGUUCUGAGCCCACUGCAUGUACCGAUGAUCAGCUACCUGGCUACAUGUGUGUGUCUCAGUAACAGACGAGAAUAUCCCAAUUUCUUUCGCACCAUCUCCAGUGACAUGUAUCAGGCUCGCACCAUGGCCCAGAUGGCCAGACGUUUUGGCUGGACGUGGGUCGGUGCUGUGGUGGAGGAAAAUGACUAUGGACUCCAGGCAUUGCAAGCAUUUAAGGAAGAGACAAAAGGCACCGGCAUCUGCCUAGCUUUUGUCAGCACUAUCUUCCGGGAGAGAUUGGCAAAAGAUGUGGAUCGUGCCGUGAAGAUGGUGCAGAGCUCAUCUGCUCGUGUGAUUAUUGUGAUUGUGUGGGAUAUGGAUGUGGAGAUGUUUCUCACUGAGCUGGUUCGCAGAAAUGUGACAGAUCGACAGUUUUUGGCCAGUGAAGUUUGGAGUACCAGCAGUCUUCUCUUGAGCAACCCUGCACUCAACACUAUUGCCCAAGGCACACUGGGUGUAGCUGUUAGGAGCGCACCCAUUCCUGGAUUUGAGAAGCACCUGAAAGAGCUCCAUCCCUCCCGGUAUCCACGAGAUACCAUCCUAAGGGAAUUAUGGGAGAGGACGUUUGGCUGCAGCCCAGUGCAGAACAACAUGGUAGCCUCUCAGAGUGGCUUACCACCAUGCAGUGGGAAGGAGAGUCUCGAGCGAGUACAGAAUAGUGUUACAGAUGUCUCCAACUUAAGAGCCACUUAUAACGUAUAUCUGGCUGUUUAUGCAGCUGCAUAUGCGCUCCACUCUCUGCUGAACUGCACUGCACCGAACAGCUCUGACCCCAAGCUGACCCCAGGCUGCUCAUCUCCAGACACCAUCACUACACAACAGCUCUUAGAACAACUUAAGCUGGUGAACUUCACCACUCAGCUGGGAGAGAAGUUUUACUUUCAAGAUGGUGAGACUCCAGCCGUGUAUGACAUAGUGAACUGGCAGAGAGGUCCAGGAGGAGCCUUGCAGUAUGUCCUUAUCGGCCGACUGGAGGGUUCAAACCUCAUCAUUAACGAAUCUGCCAUCAGCUGGCCAGGAAACUCCAACAAGGUUCCUGUAUCUGUGUGUACUGCUGAAUGCCUCCAAGGCACACGGAAGUUUAUAGAGAAAGGCCGGCCAGUUUGCUGCUUUGACUGCCUGCCCUGUGCUGAAGGCGAAUUCAGCAACAUCACAGGCUCACUAGAAUGUUAUCGUUGCCCACCAGAGUUCUGGUCCAAUAGUCUCAGGACUGCAUGUGUACCACGUGAGGUUGAGUACCUCUCCUUCAAUGAGACCAUGGGCAUCACCUUGACUACUGUCGCCGUGUGCGGUGCCAUGAUGACAGCAGCUGUGGGUGUGGUCUUUGUGUACUACAGACAGACUCCUAUUGUUAAGGCCAACAAUUCUGAGCUGAGCUUCCUGCUCUUGCUGUCACUCAAAUUCUGCUUCCUGUGUUCACUGGUGUUUGUGGGCCAGCCGUCAUUAUGGUCCUGCAGGCUACAGCAAGCAGCGUUCGGGAUCAGUUUUGUUCUGUGUAUCUCCUGCAUCCUGGUCAAAACCAUAGUGGUUCUGGUUGCAUUUCGUUCAGCUAGACCUGGAUCUGCAGCCCUUAUGAAGUGGUUUGGACCAGGCCAGCAAAGAGGAAGCGUUAUGUUCUUUACCUGUAUCCAGGUGAUUAUCUGUGCUGUAUGGUUGUCCCUCAGUCCCCCCUUUCCUCACCGUAACUUAAGCAUUCAAGGGUCAAAGAUCAUCUUAGAGUGCAUGGUGGGGUCAGUGACAGGCUUUUCUCUGGUUUUGGGCUACAUUGGACUGUUAGCUGCCGUUUGCUUUCUUCUGGCCUUCUUCGCCCGGAAGCUUCCAGACAACUUUAACGAAGCCAAAUUCAUCACUUUCAGCAUGUUGAUCUUCUGUGCUGUGUGGAUCACCUUUGUUCCAGCAUACAUCAGCUCCCCUGGAAAGUACAGUGUCGCUGUAGAGAUAUUUGCCAUCCUGGCUUCCAGUUUCGGUCUCUUAAUCUGUAUAUUUGCCCCAAAAUGUUACAUUAUUUUACUCAGACCAGAAAACAACACCAAGAAAUUUCUCAUGGCAAAAGUACAAUAACAAUCAGCAUCUACGGUGUGACAGUUACUCCGUGCGACAGCUUUCUCAUGUUCAUCGAUUGCUCUGUACUUCCAUUGUACAAAAUAAUGUGACCGAAUACUUUGAUGGUACUUUUAGAUACAU
This is a messenger RNA of Tachysurus fulvidraco (yellow catfish), 2879 nucleotides long. Its product is annotated as extracellular calcium-sensing receptor-like. The transcript has 6 exons. Bases 33 to 2756 code for a protein of 907 amino acids. NCBI's taxonomy places the organism in Eukaryota, Metazoa, Chordata, Actinopteri, Siluriformes, Bagridae. The record is from RefSeq and is a predicted model, not a curated record. Gene Ontology annotation, biological process: G protein-coupled receptor signaling pathway. Gene Ontology annotation, cellular component: membrane. Gene Ontology annotation, molecular function: G protein-coupled receptor activity.